AUGGUAACAUCACUAUCGGACCAAGUCUUCAUUGCAGACACAAUUCGUCUUAUCAAUAAUUACGGCGUUGUCUCCUCUACUGUGCUUUGGUUGGCGGACUUCCUCGCUACAUUCCCGAUCGAAGUUGCCACUAUAUGGUCACGCAAGCCAACUUUCCACACCAUCGUCUUUCUUGUGAAUCGAGGACAAUGCGUGCAGCACUCUCGGAUAUCUAGCACAGGCAUAUCUCAUGGUCUGCACUAUAGCAUCCGGAAUCCUAUUGACGCACCGAGUAUCCGCACUUGGGACACGGAAGAAGGCCGUCAUAUCAUUAUCGGGAACCCUCCUUUCAGUCCGACUAGGAUUGUUGAUAUAUACUGGAUUCAUCCUGCGAAUCCCUUCGCCAAUAGCAGAAUAUCGCCAUCCGAGCUAUCUCAGGUGUAG
Molecule: messenger RNA, 423 nt
Organism: Stereum hirsutum FP-91666 SS1
Lineage: Eukaryota; Fungi; Basidiomycota; Agaricomycetes; Russulales; Stereaceae
Exons: 7
Coding region: 1-423 (140 amino acids)
Source: RefSeq, a predicted model, not a curated record